CGAACGUGACUGAAGAUGUUGGCGUGCACGGAAAUGAUAACAAUGUGUCUCCAAUCGGCGAAGCGCGAGCACCUUCGCUCCAAGCAACAGCAGCAGCAGCUGCAGCAAAACACCGUCCACGGACUUUCCAUUUUUCACGACAUUUUCCGGCGUGCAGACAAAAAUGAUGAUGGUAAGCUCUCAUUCGAGGAGUUCAAGGCUUACUUUGCAGACGGGAUCCUCACAACCAAUGAGCUACAGGAACUCUUCUACUCCAUCGACGGCCGACAGACUAACAGUCUCGAUACAGACAAACUCUCAGAUUAUUUCUCUCAGCAUCUGGGGGAGUACCUUAACGUGCUGUCAGCUCUAGAGAAACUCAAUGUUGCGAUCCUAAAGGCGAUGGACAAGACUAAAGAGGAGUACCAGGGCUCAUCUGUACUGGGGCAGUUUGUGACACGUUUCAUGCUCAGGGAGACGUCCAAUCAGCUGUUGUCUCUCCAGAUGUCCUUACAGUGUGCAAUGGAGGCUGUGGAGGAGGAGAGCAGCCCUGCCCGUAAUGAAGUGAAGGUUCCAGAGCAUCUCUCCGUGCAGAAAAACAACAGGAGAUGUGGCCGCAGAGUUCAGAAGAACCUGUGUCUGUCACCAACAGACCCGUACUCUGGCAUCCUUACUACAGGCGUUACCGUGGAUACAGAUGAACACUGGUGUUCUCAGAUCAACAGGCUUCAGCAGCUCAUUGACAAACUGGAGUGUCAAAGUCCAAAGCUGGAGCCCCUUAAGGAGGAUCCCCUGGCUAGUACAUACAAAUCUAACAUUCUGCUGGUGCAGAGACAGAUGAUGGUGAGAGAGGGAGAUUUAGAGGAAUUCCAGAAGGCCCUGAAAAGCUACACAGACUCCACGACCAACCAGAGCAACAACCUCCAUGUGUCCAUCCAGAAGCUCCCAGAGAAAUCUUGCUACAUAAUGUAUGAGUUUUGGCAAGACCGCAUCUCCUGGAUGAGCUAUCUGCAGUCUGAGGCCAGUAAGACUUUCCAGCGUUGCAUUAUAGACAUGCUGGAGGAUCCAGAGCUGGUCUCCACCAUGCUACUGCCAGCUUCUUGGUGGAUUAUGACAAAUAACUAA
Molecule: messenger RNA, 1104 nt
Organism: Chanos chanos (milkfish)
Lineage: Eukaryota; Metazoa; Chordata; Actinopteri; Gonorynchiformes; Chanidae
Gene: necab3
Product: N-terminal EF-hand calcium binding protein 3
Exons: 13
Coding region: 16-1104 (362 amino acids)
Biological process (GO): regulation of amyloid precursor protein biosynthetic process
Cellular component (GO): Golgi cis cisterna; endoplasmic reticulum; cytoplasm
Molecular function (GO): calcium ion binding
Source: RefSeq, a predicted model, not a curated record